This is a messenger RNA of Maylandia zebra (zebra mbuna), 1372 nucleotides long. RefSeq names its product protein Wnt-8c-like. Gene Ontology annotation, cellular component: extracellular region. The record is from RefSeq and is a predicted model, not a curated record. Gene Ontology annotation, biological process: canonical Wnt signaling pathway; neuron differentiation; multicellular organism development. Gene Ontology annotation, molecular function: frizzled binding; cytokine activity. NCBI's taxonomy places the organism in Eukaryota, Metazoa, Chordata, Actinopteri, Cichliformes, Cichlidae.
UGGUAAAAUAACUUACAGGUUUAACAUAGCUAUCUUUUUUCCCCUCUACAGGACCAUGAAUAAUUUCUUGAUGACUGGACCUAAGGCCUAUCUGACCUAUGCCAGCAGCGUGCGAGUGGGCGCACAGAGUGGGAUACAAGAGUGUAAACGCCAAUUCGCUUUGGAGAAGUGGAACUGUCCAGAGAACACGCUUUCUUUGUCCCCACACAACGGCAUGCGGAGUGCCACAAGGGAAACUUCUUUCGUCCAUGCCAUCAGCGCUGCCGGAGUGAUGUACACGCUCACCAAGAACUGUACGGCUGGGGACUUUGACAACUGCGGCUGCGAUGACUCCAAAAUUGGACAGCCGGGCGGUGUAGGGUGGAUUUGGGGAGGAUGCAGUGACAAUGUUGCUUUUGGGGAGAAGAUCUCCAAACAGUUUGUGGACGCGCUGGAAGAUGGGCAUGACUCGCGCGCAGCGGUCAACUUGCAUAACAACAAGGCAGGCAGACUGGCAAUCAAAGCAACCAUGAGGAAAGCCUGCAAAUGUCACGGAGUAUCUGGAAGCUGCACCAUCCAAACCUGCUGGAUGCAGAUGGCCGAUUUCAGAGAAGUGGGCAACUACUUGAAGAUGAAGUACAAACAUGCAAAGGAACUGGAAAUGGACAAGAAAGCGGCGAGAGCAGGGAACAGCGCGGACAACCGAGACGCAGUCACGCACACUUUUUUGAGCGUCGCUACAAGGGAACUCAUUUACCUGGAGAGUUCUCCAAAUUACUGCGUCAAGAACCAGACCCUCGGACUCCACGGUACAGAGGGACGGGAGUGCUUUAAGGAGGACAAGAACAUGUCCGAGUGGGAGAAAAAUAGCUGCCGCAGAUUGUGCAAUGAAUGCGGCCUAAAAGUGGUGAAGAAGCGCACAGAGGUUUUCACCAGCUGCAACUGCAAAUUUCACUGGUGUUGCACAGUUAAGUGUGAAAAAUGCAAGCGAGUUGUAGCCAAAUACUUUUGCGCGCACAAAAGUGGGAGGAAAAAGAACAAAAAAGGCAGGAACAGUGCGCAUCAACAAUGACUGGGAUCUCUUGCAAAAUUUGAACUCUUCACAUUAUUCGAUAAAUAUGAUUUUCAUCAUAUUAACCAGUUUUAUAUUUACGAACUACAUGAGAAAUUAUUCUGCAUCACAUGAAUGUUAUUUAAAUUUUUUAGCUAAAGUCCUUUAAAGCACCUUUCCCCCCUUUAGUUUUGAAUGGAGUGUGUAUAGGUCAAAUUUUGUCUUGUGGACCAAAAUCUCCAAGCAUUGGAGCAACAGUAGCAGUGUUGGGAACUUGGGAGUUCCGAGGAUGUUUGUUCGCUGUUUAUCACGUGUGACUACUGAAAUUGGUUUAAUAUUUAA